Molecule: messenger RNA, 2676 nt
Organism: Medicago truncatula (barrel medic)
Lineage: Eukaryota; Viridiplantae; Streptophyta; Magnoliopsida; Fabales; Fabaceae
Product: receptor protein kinase TMK1
Exons: 2
Coding region: 1-2676 (891 amino acids)
Biological process (GO): protein phosphorylation
Molecular function (GO): protein binding; ATP binding; protein kinase activity
Source: RefSeq, a predicted model, not a curated record
AUGAAUAUUUUGAAGAAAACCAUAAAUGCUCCUGUUACUUUUCAAUGGACAGAUCCUGAUGUAUGUAAAUGGAAACACGUUAAUUGUGAUUCAAGAAAACAUGUCAUUGCAAUUCAAAUAGGGAACCAAAAUCUUCAAGGCUUUCUCCCGAAGGAACUUGUGAUGUUAACAACAUUACAAAAGUUCGAGUGUCAAAGAAACGGCCUCACCGGUCCAUUCCCUUACCUCUCAAAAUCACUACAGAGGCUUCUAAUCCACGACAACAAAUUUAGCUCUCUUCCUAACAAUUUCUUCACGGGAAUGAGCAAUUUGCAAGAAGUAGAAAUCGACAACAACCCUUUGCCUCCAUGGCAAAUUUCUAAUUCUCUUAAAGACUGUGUUGCACUCCAAACUUUCAGUGCUGAAAGUGUUAGCAUUGUUGGGACUAUUCCAGAUUUUUUUGGCAGAGAUGGUCCCUUCCCUGGAUUAGUUUUUUUGGCACUGUCUGGUAAUUCAUUAGAAGGUGUUUUGCCUGCAAGUCUUUCUGGAAGUUCAAUAGAGAACCUUUUGGUCAAUGGACAAAAUAGCAACAAUAAACUCAAUGGUACCCUUAUUGUGUUACAAAACAUGACAUCUUUGAAACAAAUAUGGGUUAACGAUAAUUCAUUUACAGGUCCUAUACCCGAUUUAUCACAGCUUAACCAACUAUCUGAUGUGAAUUUAAGGGAUAACCAGUUGACUGGUGUUGUUCCACCUUCUUUAAUGAACCUACCAAGCCUGCAAGUGGUAAAUUUAACAAACAAUCGUCUCCAAGGUCCACCUCCCAAGUUUAGAGACGGUGUUGGAGUGGAUAAUAUUAUCGGUGGGGGUAGAAAUGAAUUUUGCACAAAUGUUCCAGGGCAACCAUGUAGUCCUCUUGUGAAUAUUUUGCUAUCAGUUGUUGAACCUUUGGGUUAUCCUCUUAAGUUUGCUGAAAGUUGGCAGGGUAAUGAUCCUUGUGCCAAUAAAUGGAUAGGUAUAGUUUGUUCUGGUGGAAAUAUUUCAAUUAUCAAUUUUCAGAACAUGGGACUAAGUGGAACUAUUUCUCCAAAUUUCGCUAGUCUUUCUUCUUUAACAAAGCUACUUAUUGCAAACAAUGAUAUUACAGGUGCCAUACCUAAUCAACUUACUAGUAUGCCUCUUCUACAAGAAUUAGAUGUUUCUAAUAAUAAUUUGUAUGGUCGCGUGCCAUCGUUUCCAAAAGGUGUGGUUCUUAAAAUUGGUGGGAAUCCUGAUAUUGGGAAGGAUAAACCCAUCACUCCAUCUGCAAGUAGCCAUGGGUUUGGAAAAGACAACGACAAAGACGAAGACAAAAACAAAAACAGUGUUGACGGCGUCAAUGUUGGAAUUGUGUUAGGGGUUGUCUUUGUACUUGGAAUUGGGGUGAUAAUAUUAUUUAUGUUUUGGAAAAGGUCAAGGAAUCAUACGAAGAAAGGUAAAAAACCUGAUGCAAUAACAAUACAUUCUAGUUAUAAAGGUGGUGAAAAUGUUGUGAAGGCGAGUGUUGUUGUUAGUGGUGGAGGAAAUGAUGCCUUAAGUCCCACUUGUAAUGCUUACGAAGUUAGCAACAUGGUGAUUUCGAUUCAAGUUUUGAGACAAGUUACAAAUAACUUUAGUGAGGAAAAGAUAGUCGGGAAAGGUGGUUUUGGUAUUGUGUACAAAGGGGAGUUGCACGAUGGCACACAAAUUGCAGUGAAAAGGAUGCAAUUAGGAAUGAUGGGCGAAGGAUCAAAUGAAUUCACGUCUGAGAUUGAAGUGCUUACAAAGGUUCGACACAAACAUUUGGUUUCACUCUUAGGGUAUUGUUUGGAUGAGAAUGAGAAACUUUUGGUUUAUGAGUACAUGACUAGAGGUGCUUUAAGCAAACACUUGUUUGAUUGGAAAGAGGAAGGGAUAAAACCGUUAGAAUGGAAGACACGACUUAGUAUUGCUUUAGAUGUUGCUAGAGGUAUUGAAUAUCUUCAUGGGUUAACCCAACAAAUUUUUAUCCACAGGGAUAUCAAACCAUCUAACAUUUUGCUUGGAGAAGACAUGCGAGCAAAAGUAUCUGACUUUGGAUUGGUUCGGCUUGCUCCUGAAGGAAAAGCUUCAUUUCAAACCAGACUUGCCGGAACUUUUGGAUAUAUGGCACCAGAGUAUGCAUCAACGGGAAGACUAACAACCAAGGCCGAUGUAUAUAGUUUUGGUGUGGUUCUUAUGGAGAUCAUAACAGGAAGGAAAGCACUUGAUGGUAGCCAACCAGAAGAGAAUAUCCACCUUGUUACAUGGUUUUGUAGGAUGUUACUAAAUAAGGAUUCAUUUCAAUCAAUGAUUGAUAGGACAAUUGAGGUUGAUGAAGAAACAUAUGCAAGCAUAAACACAGUUGCUGAGUUGGCCGGACAUUGUAGUGCAAGGGAGCCUUAUCAGCGUCCUGACAUGAGUCAUGUUGUGAACGUGUUAUCAUCCCUUGUUGAAGUGUGGAAGCCUACAAAACAGGAUGUUGAUGACAUAUACGGGAUUAACUUUGAUAUGACAUUGCCGGAAGCUCUUAAAAGAUGGCAGGCUUUUGAAGGAAGUAGCACCCUCGAUUUAACCCUUUCUCCUUCGACAAUGAAUACGAGUGGAGGCAGCACACAGACUUAUCAAUCUUCAAACGCGUCUUCACAUGCACAAAUGUAA